GCGUAAUUUUCAUUCAGUGUUGAACAAACAGUUCACAAGUAACAAGUGCCAAGUGCGGUGUUAGCUUUACAGCUUCAGAUUCCAUUCGCAAACGCAAAUCCAACAAUCAACACCAUGUUCAAAUUUGUGCUGAUCAGUGCUGUUUUGGUGGCCGCUGCCGUCUGUGCUGCUCCGGCCGAUAACAAACCGGGCCAGCAGGGCCGUUCCGAUGGGCUGGACCAGGCGGAGUCGGCCUGGAACAACCCGAACGCCUGGAACGCGCAGAACACCUGGGGCCGGGACCCUGCCGCCUGGAACCAUCCGAACUCGUGGAACCAUGGUAACACGUGGAACCACCCGACUGCCUGGAACCGUGGAUACAACAACCGUAAUGACAUGAACACCGCUGCUCGAUCAGGCUACGAUCCUGCCAACCGUUGGGCUGCCGGUACUGACCCGUGGAACCGCUACGGGGCCGGUGCUGGCUGGAACAGCUGGGCCGGACGUGGAGCCGCUGCUGGAUGGCCGGCUGCUGGUGGUGCCGCUGCCAACCGCUGGAACGCAUGGUAAAUGGAGCCGGUGGAUGUGGACAACCCGAUUCGCUAGAGAUUUGACACCAGUUGGGCUAGUUGCAUGUAUGAGCAGACGUUUACUUUCUUAUAAUCACUUUGUAAAAUAAAGUUUUCUAAGAGCACCAUAA
Molecule: messenger RNA, 679 nt
Organism: Anopheles stephensi (Asian malaria mosquito)
Lineage: Eukaryota; Metazoa; Arthropoda; Insecta; Diptera; Culicidae
Product: bifunctional endo-1,4-beta-xylanase XylA-like
Exons: 2
Coding region: 115-549 (144 amino acids)
Source: RefSeq, a predicted model, not a curated record